AUGCCCUCCAACACCGCAGCAUUCCUAGUAGGCCCAGGAAAGCCUCUGGAAGUCAAAUCUGCCGAGUACAUUGCCCCCGCUGAGCAUCAAUUGGUCAUCAAGAACAGCGCCAUAGCCAUCAAUCCAGUGGAUUGGAAAAUGCAGCAACUCGGCACGAAGAUGUUCCCCUGGAUGGCAUUCCCUCACAUCCUGGGGAGUGACAUUGCCGGCGAGGUUGCUGAAAUAGGACCCGGCGUGACACGGUUCAAAGCCGGUGAUCGAGUUUGUGGCCUGGGUCAGGGUGUCCCUUCACCAGUCUCCCAGAGGGCAGCUUCCACCGGCGGUUUCCAGCUGUAUACGGUCGUCAAUGAAGGCCUGGUUGCACCGAUCCCCGACACCCUCACAUUUGAAAAGGCCGUCGUUACACCCACGGGUCUUUCCACUGCUGCGUGUGGUUUAUAUCUCGAGGAUUUUCUUGGGCUCAACCCUCCAUCGCUAUCGCCCACACCAGCCUGUCAGACUGUUGUUAUAUGGGGAGGCUCGACUGGGGUCGGGAUCAAUGCAAUUCAACUCGCGGCUGCCUCUGGCUAUGAAGUGAUCACUACCGCAUCGCCAACCAGAUUUGAUUUUGUCAAAAGUCUUGGUGCCACUUACGCGUACGACUACAAGAGCGAGACUGCAGUCCGGGAUAUCAUUACAGUGUUAAAAGGAAAGGCUUUUGUUGGUGCACUUGCCGUUGGCCAAGGGUCUCUCGAAGCAUGCUACGAGAUUACGUCCCAGUCUGAGGGUAAAAAGUUUGUCGCAUCUUGUAUGCCUCUGAUUGAGCCUCCGAAUGGAGUCCAGUCCAAGAAGAUCUUUGGGAAUGACAUCCAAAGUGAAGUGGGCUCAAUGAUAUGGAAGGAGUUUCUCCCUCUGGUUCUUGCACAGGGUAAAUAUACCAAUGCCCCCGAGUCGGAAAUUGUGGGCCACGGCUUGGAGGCCGUUCAGUCGGCGUUGAAGCUGCAGGGCGUUUCUUCCAAGAAAUUGGUCGUGACACUAUAG
This is a messenger RNA of Penicillium alfredii, 1020 nucleotides long. RefSeq names its product zinc-binding alcohol dehydrogenase family protein. The transcript has a single exon. NCBI's taxonomy places the organism in Eukaryota, Fungi, Ascomycota, Eurotiomycetes, Eurotiales, Aspergillaceae. The record is from RefSeq and is a predicted model, not a curated record. Bases 1 to 1020 code for a protein of 339 amino acids. Gene Ontology annotation, molecular function: oxidoreductase activity, acting on NAD(P)H.